AUGGCAAGGGAAGCUAUGAAUUACAAUGACUUGGAGCACAUGUUGCAUCAAGAUGCGGAGCCAAGGAUGAUAAAUUUUUUACUUUUGAAAGAAAUCACAAAUAAUUUCUCCGAGGAGAGAAAGAUUGGUAGUGGUGGGUUUGGAGAUGUUUACAUGGGAGUGCUUCCCAGUCAUAGUAUUGUUGCAGUGAAGAGGCUUUCCAAACUUAUCUCCGAUGAUGACAAGCCAUUUCAGAAUGAAGUUGAAUGUCUCAUGACGGUCAAGCACAGAAAUAUAGCACGGUUUCUUGGUUACUGUGCUUUACAGAAAGGGGAAAUGUUGCCCUAUAAUGGUCGACUUGUUUUAGCAAACCAGAAAGAAAUGCUCCUCUGUUUCGAGUAUCUGUCCAAUGGAAACAUUCGAAAUCAACUGAAAGAGAAACCUCAUCGAGACAACUGGCCUGCACGCUACAAAAUGAUUAGAGGAAUUUGUCAGGGGUUGCACUAUCUUCAUGACAAGCAAAUUAUCCAUCGUGACUUAAAACCUGAAAAUGUUAUGUUGGAUGCUCAGAUGGAACCAAAAAUUACUGAUUUUGGUUUGUCGAGAUUCUUAGAGGAAGGAACAUCCACAUUGGUUACUCAACAAGCUGGAACAUUCGGAUAUAUUGCACCAGAAACCAUUGAUAAAGGAGAAGUGUCACUAAAGUCAGACAUAUAUGCUUUGGGUGUUACUAUGGUAGAGCUACUAUCUGGCAUCAGCAAGAUAAGUCUAUUGAAUUGGACUGAAUAUAUAGACGCGGGCUGCCCACGAGCGACGGGGUGCACCAAAAUAGCUCAAAAUUGCAUGGACCGUGACAAACAUAAGAGACCUACAAUGCGUGAAGUAAUUCGUGACCUGGACAAUCUGGAGAGCACGUUUCCAUGGUCUUCCAUAACCCAGAGUCGUCCUACGCGGCCGGAGAGCACAGUCGUCAAGCUACCAGCAAGAUCAUUAACUAUUGCAUGGGUUGACAAUCCCGAGUACUGGAGAUGGAUUCCAGACCCUGAUGCCAGCUCUGGCGAAUGCGCGAAACUCCUGAGGGUGUGCUAUCUGAAGGUCUCUCGGCUGAUCACACCCAAGGACCUGCCUGUCGCCACCACAAGCUACACGGCUUACCUUGUGUACAGGCUGGCUGGCAGCACGUCGGGCCUGAAAGACACCGUGCAGAUAGCAAGCACACUCCAUUUCGACACUGCCAUCGCUACCAGCCAGGUUAGCCUCCACCCUAAAGAGCGUGGGGCCAGUAGUGCCCGUGGUGUCACCUACCCCGUCACCAGGGGCGAUGGCUGGCUGGAGCUCAGACUGGGGGAGUUCUCAAACGGUAGAGCGGUGACUGUACAGCUCCUCCAUGAGGACGCCAACAAAGAGAUGAGCGGCCUCAUCAUUGAUGGCAUGGAGGUCAGGAGGAGCCUGUAA
Molecule: messenger RNA, 1434 nt
Organism: Triticum turgidum subsp. durum (durum wheat)
Lineage: Eukaryota; Viridiplantae; Streptophyta; Magnoliopsida; Poales; Poaceae
Source: the annotation of a GenBank genome assembly